GAAACCAUCAGAGAAGUUUUACCUGGAAUUUACACAUAUUCAAUAAUGGUCGGUGAAGAUGAAAGCGAGGAUAAAAAAUCCAGCUUUUUUGGAAAUAUAAAUGAAGAGGUUAACAGCGUUUGUGAGAAAUUGAAGGCUGAUAUAAAUCUUAAAUAUGGUUUCAAUGCCAUUGGAUUUUCUCAACGUGGAAGAACUCCAACUCCUUUUCAAGCAAUGUUAUUAGGUGAAGGACACGCUU
Racocetra persica is the source of this 238-nucleotide messenger RNA. NCBI's taxonomy places the organism in Eukaryota, Fungi, Glomeromycota, Glomeromycetes, Diversisporales, Gigasporaceae. The record is from the annotation of a GenBank genome assembly.